AUGAAGGCGACAAACCAUUUAAGCGUUUUUGCCUUAUUUUUAUUUAUAAUUGCAAUAAUUCCGUGCUUGGCUGUUUAUUCGGACAUACCCAUUGAGAAAUUAGACUAUGAAACAAUUAAGGCGAAUGAAAAAAUACGAUCCAAAUCAAGAAAGGAUGAACUGAUCAUGUUGUCACUUGUAUGUGGAAGCAUUCUUCUAGCCUUUGCAUCCCUGUGGGGAAUCAGAAUUCAUCAUACAUUGAAAUAUGACCGAAGAGGCAAAGUCACAAAUGAUCAGGAAACAAUGACCCCGAUGGGGGAACCCACAAUGUCUUUUGAAGAUGACUUGUUGCACCAAGAAACAGAAGACACCUGA
Messenger RNA from Plasmodium vivax (malaria parasite P. vivax), 354 nucleotides. RefSeq lists its product as hypothetical. NCBI's taxonomy places the organism in Eukaryota, Apicomplexa, Aconoidasida, Haemosporida, Plasmodiidae. The record is from RefSeq and is a predicted model, not a curated record. The transcript has a single exon. The coding region runs from base 1 to 354 and encodes 117 amino acids.